Messenger RNA from Phyllostomus discolor (pale spear-nosed bat), 2091 nucleotides. It is a transcript of the gene TINF2, whose product is annotated as TERF1 interacting nuclear factor 2. The transcript has 9 exons. Bases 330 to 1631 code for a protein of 433 amino acids. The record is from RefSeq and is a predicted model, not a curated record. Gene Ontology annotation, cellular component: shelterin complex. Gene Ontology annotation, biological process: telomere capping; regulation of telomere maintenance via telomere lengthening. Gene Ontology annotation, molecular function: telomeric repeat DNA binding. Lineage: Eukaryota; Metazoa; Chordata; Mammalia; Chiroptera; Phyllostomidae.
ACCCCUUUUUCGGGUACAGAAAACUGGUCACAGCACCGGAAGCGCGGUAGCUCUCGGGUGGAGACAACGGUGCCGUUUUAAGGCAGAACGAGCCACCUGGUGCCACUGAAGCCGGCUAGACUCUCCGCUCGGGUUCCUGCCCAAGUUGGAGACCUCCAAAAUCCUGGUGGUCUAUGGAAGGACGCUGAGUCAGAUGGUGAAGAUACAGCGUCCGACGAAACAGCCGAGCCACUAAGGGCCACCGGAAGCCCCGCCCCUAGGAGGAGUCAGAAAGCUUCGCGGUGGAGGCGAGGACCCAGAGUACUGCCUUGGGGCGGAGCACCCACGCCAUGGCUACGCCCCCGGGAGCGGGUCCGGCUGCUCUGCGCUUUGCAGCCGCUGCCAGCUGGAUAGUCUUGCGCAGACGCUGCGUGGAACAUUUCCCACGAGUAUUGCAGUUUCUUCAGUCCCUGCGUGCUGCCGCCCCUGGAUUGGUUCGCUACCGUCACCACGAACGGCUGUGUAUGGGCCUAAAGGCCAAGGUGGUGGUGGAGUUGAUCAUCCAGGGCCGGCCUUGGGCCCAGGUUCUGAAUGCCCUGCAUCACCACUUCCCAGAAUCUGGACCUGUAGUGCGGGAUCCUAAAGCGACAAAGCAGGAUCUCAGAAAGAUCUCGGAGGCACAGGAGGCCUUUCGCCAGCAGGUGAAGCACCUGGCAGAAGCCCCUGUGGAUUUGGCUUGGAAGUUGCAGGAACUUGAACAAGAGUAUGGGGAACCCUUUCUGACUGCUGUGGAAAAGCUAUUUUUUGAAUACUUGUGUCAGCUGGAAAAAGCACUGCCUGCACCACAGACUCAGCAGCUUCAGGAUGUGCUGAGUUGGAUGCAGCCUGGAGUUUCUAUCACUUCUUCUUUUGCUUUGAGCCAGUAUGGUGUGGACAUGGGGUGGCCACUUCCAGAGUGCUCUGUUACUAAUUCAGUGAACAUGACAGAGCCCAUGGAGACAAGUCCUCCUCAGCAACCAAGACCAGCGCUCUACCAUCCUCUGCCAAAAGCCAAGCCUGGCCCAUACCUUCCUCAGGGACCAGCCUCAAGGAAGCACCCAGAACCUUUGGUUGGCCACCUCUUCAAUCUGGCCCCUCUAGGCCAGCGAAGAAUCCAUUCCCAGUGGGCAAACACUAGGGUAGGCAAUAAGGAGCGCCCCACAGCCAUGCUAUUACCCUUUAGGAAUCUGGGUUCACCAACUCAGGUCAUAUCUAAACCUGACAACAGAGGAGAACAAGGGACACACGUGGCAGUUCCAGCAGGUGACGUCCACACGAGAGCAGUCCCCACUGGAAAAUCUAGGAGUCCACGCCAGAUGCUGGGCGGAAGGGCUGUGAAGGAGAACCCAGUUGACUUAUCUGCCAUGGAGCAAAAGGAGAAUUGCUGGGAUUGCCCCUUGGAGCCCCUGACACUGUCACAGUCAUCUCCUAGGGCCAGGAAGGCAGUGUGUCCUCCAUCUCUGUGCAGCCCUGUCAUUACCAUAGGGGACUUGGUUUUGGACUCUGAUGAGGAAGAAAAUGGCCAGAGGGAAGGAAUGUGCCCUUACCAAAAGCCUUGGCCACAUCACCAGGACAGCUGCAGCCUCCAUCCUGCAAAGAAAGAAGCAACGUGAAGAGACUGCCUGGAUUUCCCUAGCCCUCUCAGCGAUGUCUCAACAGCCCACUUCAAAGCUGACAGGAACCCAGAAGUCCUAACCCACCUCUAUCAGAGCUUCCACACCCAGCAGAAAACCCAGAUGUUUGGCAGCCUCACGCCCUAGCCUGCACUUGGGCCUUACUGAGAUUAUGUGGCCUUUGAGGCCAUGAGCAGCGUCUGCACACUCCAUCACCGCACUGAGCUGUGGAUACCCCACUCCAGUUUUCUUCCGGGUGGUACACACAGAGCCUGAGAAGAAUUUGACGAGGAUGACAGUGAAGUGUUCCAUAGGUGUUUGCAAUGGAAGAGGUAGCCAGUGGUCCCCCAGUGAGCCAGCUUACCUGGUCCAAUUCCCACUUUGAUGAUGUCAGCCCCAGAGAGGAUCAGUUCUUCCACCAUCUCUCCUGUUACCACAUUCCCUGCCUGGAACACAGCAA